Pecten maximus is the source of this 1095-nucleotide messenger RNA. RefSeq names its product protein RD3-like. The transcript is spliced from 2 exons. NCBI's taxonomy places the organism in Eukaryota, Metazoa, Mollusca, Bivalvia, Pectinida, Pectinidae. The record is from RefSeq and is a predicted model, not a curated record. The coding region runs from base 136 to 783 and encodes 215 amino acids.
CUGCGUGAGAGACCGGAAUCGAAUCGAAGGAUAACAAGAAAGCAGCCACAGAAAUCAGGAAAAAACCAGCUGCCACUUUUUCCAAUGCAGAGUGUUUACACAGUUUAUUCUAUGGGUUUCAAGAAAUGAAUAAAGAUGAUUCCAAUAAAAUCAGUGUGGAAUAAACUAACAGCUGAUCCUAACAGGCCUCCGGAGAGAGAUCAACAGUCUCAAGUCAGCGAUAGCCUCAUGAAUGAGCUGGACUUUCAAAUAAAAGAAUUGGAGAGGCUAGAAAGAGAAAACGACCUUGAUAAAAAGCGCAAAGAAUCUGGAGUAGAUUACAGCUGGUUAAUAAGCACUCCAACUAAAUCUUAUGAAGUUCCACAACUUGAACGGUUAGAACUUGAGGGUUUAUGUUAUAAAGUAAAACCAGAGGAAACGGGAAAAGUUCUAAACCUGUUUCGAGAUGCAUUAUUCAAUGAACCUAAACCAAGCGAGUUGUCUCGGAUUUUGAGGGCAUGUAUUCGACAGGUCCUAGAACAACGACCAAAAGAAGAGACCUUGGCCUCAUGGGUCACAAAACGAAGUUUAAGCCUUGGUAGUUUGAGAAUCCGUCCAACUUCUUCGAAAGUUUCACCAAGUCCAGGAUCAGGGAAUGUACAAGUUGAUCCAGAGAUCCAGACUCCUACAUCUGUAACCCAUCCCUACCAAAGUAAUACAUUUUAUGGUGGUAGAUCAGUCAGUCUGCCCGAGUAUGCACAUGGGUAUGCCCGGGGUCAAGAUGUGGACAGUCUGCCUGUCUAAAGUUUGAAGCCUAAAGUUUAAAAUAAAUACAUAGAUAAUUUCAAAUAUUUUCAUAGUAUAUGUAUAGGGUUGUAUGGCUACAGAAUUUUGGCCUUUAAAAAUAGGUUUAGCUCACAUUUUCAUGAACAAAACUUUUCUGUAGAUCCUUAUUUUAAUUCUAUCAUUUUAAAACAUUUUCAUCUUCCGAAUAGUCACAUACAUGUAAUAGUAUUAAGUCACUAUAUACAGUAUACAUUAAAAUGUAUUCAAAACCAGGUUGCCUAAAAGGAUUUUAACUUUUCCUUCUUUACAUUUUCUAAUAUACAUUUAUUG